AUGGUGAUACCUGGCAAGAAAGCAGACAGAAAACCUGUAAACAAAAAACGAUUCCCUAAAAAACUUUUAGAUAAUUUCGAUAUUACCAAUGUUAAUGGUGACGGCAACUGUUUCUUUCGAGCAAUUGCUGAACUUUUACUUGAAGACGAAAAUAAAUAUCCUAUUAUUAAACUUUUCAUAAUCAAUUAUGUUUUUUUGAAUCGUGAUCAUUAUGCAAUAUUGUGUAAAGAAGGAGUCAUAGAAGUUAGAUCAGGUAAUGAUGAUGCAGAUGUGAUAUUGAAUCCAACAAUUGUAGAUUUUUUAAAAAUGAUAGCAUCUGACAGAAUUUGGGGUAAUGAAGGUUCUAUACUUGAAAUAAGUAAUUCUUUAGGAAUAAGAUUACUUAUUUUCUGUUAUUGGUUUGACCGCCUCGUUAGCCAUGAUUUCCGAAUCGAAACCUGA
Molecule: messenger RNA, 441 nt
Organism: Cotesia congregata
Lineage: Eukaryota; Metazoa; Arthropoda; Insecta; Hymenoptera; Braconidae
Source: the annotation of a GenBank genome assembly